Messenger RNA from Maniola jurtina (meadow brown), 3315 nucleotides. Its product is annotated as ATP-binding cassette sub-family F member 1. The record is from RefSeq and is a predicted model, not a curated record. NCBI's taxonomy places the organism in Eukaryota, Metazoa, Arthropoda, Insecta, Lepidoptera, Nymphalidae. Gene Ontology annotation, molecular function: ATP binding; ATP hydrolysis activity. The transcript has 17 exons. Bases 97 to 2745 code for a protein of 882 amino acids.
CCAAAAGUCAAAUGUCAAAUCUCAGAGCUGAAACUUGAAAGUUAAACUUUUAACUUUAUCCAAAUUUAGAAUUCGUGUUGAAACUUGAAAUCAACCAUGUCGAAGAAAAGAGCAAAUAAGAAAAAUCAGGAACUAGACGAGGAGUUCGAGGAGAAAAAAUCUUCGAACGAUACUCAAGACAUAACCUCAAAGACCAAGGGUAAGGGCAAAAAGAAAGGUAAAGGGAAUAAGGACUUAAGUGACGAUGAGGAUAUAGUGAAGAAACCACAAAUAUCAGACGAGGAGGAUGUGCCUAAGCCAGUUAAAAAGUCACAAAAGAAAGCUAGUAAAAAGAAAGGCGGUGGGGACCCGUCUGAUGACGAGGAUGAUAACAAGUCACUUGUUAGUAAUGCUACAAGUACUGCAUCUAAAUCAGCUGCUAAACAGAAUAAGAAAAAGAAAGGUAAAGGCAAGAAAGAUGAUGAUUGGUCGGAUGGUAACAGUGAUGAAGAGACCAAAGAGAUUUCAGAUGAAGAAAUAGCUAAACCUGUCUCAAAAAAGAAAGCUAAAAAUAAAAAGAAAGUGGUAGCUGCUGAGUCGUCAGAUGAUGAGGAUCAAGAUGAUGCAAAGUCUGUAGUGAGCAAUGUGUCCAGUAAUGCCCCACCACCUGUUAAGGCGAAAGGGAAGAAAGGUAAAGGCAAGAAGGAUGAUUGGCCGGAUGAGGAAAGCGAUAAGGAGUUAAAAACAGAGUCAGAAGAUGAAGAUGUACUGAAACCUGUUGUUAGAAGCAAAAUGAAACAGAGAAAGAAAAACAAUAUAGAUAACAUUGAAGAAGAAUUAAAAAAAUUUGAAAUAAAGGAAGAAGAACCAGAACCGGAGGAAGAACAAGAAGAAACAAAGGCAUCAGAAGAGAAAUCAGAGCCGGCAGAAAAGAAAAUGAGCCAUAAAGAGAAGAAGAAACUAAAGAAACAGCAAGAGUAUGAGAAGCAAGUGGAGCUCCUCACUAAGAAGGGAGGGCAGGGCCACAGUGACCUGGACGCCAACUUCACAGUCAGCCAAGCACAGAAAUCUGCAGGUCAGAUGGCGGCACUCGAGAACGCGGUCGAUAUAAAAGUGGAAAACUUCUCGAUAAGUGCCAAGGGCAAAGAUUUGUUCGUCAACGCGAAUUUGCUCAUUGCGAGCGGUCGUAGAUACGGCUUGGUCGGGCCGAACGGCCACGGCAAGACGACGCUGCUGAGGCAUUUGGCGCAGCGUGCCUUCCCGCUCCCGUCGCAUAUAGACAUCCUGUUGUGCGAGCAGGAGGUCACUGCCAACGACACGAGCGCUGUGGAAACUAUCCUGGAAGCAGAUGUUAAGAGGACGGAGCUACUAAAAGAAUGCAAGGAGUUAGAAGCUGAAAUCGAAAAGGGGGCACUUAAAAAGCAAGAUCGAUUAAACGAGGUGUAUUCCGAGCUAAAAGCAAUAGGCGCGGACUCUGCGGAACCCCGCGCUCGACGUAUUCUCGCCGGUUUAGGGUUCAGCCGUGAAAUGCAGAAUCGAGCCACUAAGAAUUUCUCUGGAGGAUGGCGUAUGAGAGUUUCUUUAGCCAGAGCCCUGUACAUAGAACCUACGCUAUUACUACUUGAUGAGCCUACGAAUCAUUUAGAUCUGAACGCUGUGAUUUGGUUAGAUAACUAUUUACAAGGUUGGAAAAAGACUCUACUAGUCGUAUCUCACGACCAAUCGUUCUUGGACAACGUGUGCAACGAGAUCAUUCACUUGGACCAGCAGAAGCUGUUCUACUAUAAGGGAAAUUAUUCGAUGUUCAAGAAAAUGUACGCACAAAAGCGAAAAGAGCAGAUAAAGGAGUAUGAGAAGCAGGAGAAACGUUUGAAGGAGAUGAAGGCGCACGGACAAUCUAAGAAGGCUGCAGAAAAGAAACAGAAAGAAGUAUUAACCCGCAAGCAAGAGAAGAACCGAAGCAAAUCUCAGCGCGAAGAGGCGGAGGACGGCGGUGCGCUGACCACUCUGUUACAGCGACCGAAGGAGUACCUCGUCAAGUUCUCCUUCCCGGACCCGCCGCCUUUACAGCCGCCUAUACUGGGCUUGCACAAUGUGGACUUCAACUUCCCUGGGCAGAAGCCUCUGUUCAAGCAAGUGGACUUCGGCAUCGACCUCAACACUCGGAUAGCCAUCGUCGGCCCCAACGGCGUGGGCAAGUCGACCUUCCUCAAGCUUCUAGUGGGGGAGCUGAGUCCCAUUCGUGGGGAGUUGAUUAGGAACCAUCGGUUGAGGAUCGGUCGCUUCGACCAGCACUCGGGUGAGCACCUGACCGCGGAGGAGUCCCCGGUGGAAUACCUCCAGCGCCUCUUCGGCUUGCAAUACGAGAAGGCGAGGAAAGCGCUCGGCACGUUCGGCCUCGCGAGUCACGCGCAUACCAUCAAGAUGAAGGAUCUGAGCGGAGGGCAAAAGGCGAGAGUGGCGUUGGCUGAACUUACGCUUAUGGCUCCCGAUGUUGUCAUUCUGGAUGAACCGACAAACAACUUGGACAUCGAGAGCAUCGACGCGCUGGCGGAGGCCAUCAACCAGUACAAGGGCGGCGUGGUCAUCGUGUCUCACGACGAGCGCCUCAUCCGCGAGACGGACUGCGCGCUCUACGUCAUUGAAGACCAGACCAUUAACGAGGUCGAUGGAGACUUCGACGAUUACCGCAAAGAGCUUCUGGAGAGUCUCGGAGAGACCAUCAACUCGCCUUCCAUCAUCGCCAAUGCGGCUGUGCAGCAGUGAAUCAAUACUUAAUGGAUGCGCUGGCGCAGAAAACGGUGGAAUCACACUUAUGAUUAAAAUGAUGUUUCUUUCAUCCGAACCUUUUUGGCCCACUGAAUACGAUUUUUUUUCAAUUCCAUAACAAGUUAGCCCUUGAAUGCCAUCCACCUGGUGGUAAGCGAUAGUGCAGUCUAAGAUAAAAAACGUCAUUGUUACCCAUUUUCUUCAGAACUUAUUGUAUUUGUCUUACUGAAUAAAUUCAUUAAUUAUUAUAAAAAUCAGUCUUAUGGAUCGUGGAUCUAAAUUAAACCAAAUUUAGCACAAUAUCUCACUCUCACUUUGAUGAGAGAGAUACGUUAGAAAUAUUAUCAAAAUUUGUUGACGUCUAACGUUUAAAUAACAACUUGCAAAUCAACUUUUUAGUAUGUAUGUACAUAGCUACUAUACUAUUAUUGUACUACUAAUACAUACUUGUAACAUGUCUGGACUUGCGAUUCCAGACAUGUUUUUGAAGGAACGUGAUUUUCAUAAUUUAAAAAAAAUGUAAGGGUUGGGUUCCGUUUUUCCUUUUGAGGUACGGAACUGUAAAAA